AUGGCCUCAGCUUCAGCCAGAGUAUGCGCGAUUUUGGAACUCCUCCAGUCCAUCCUCCUCAACGUACCAGCGCAAGCCCUCUUCUCCCUUCAACGCGUCAACACCACCUGGCGCGACUGCAUCAAGGAAUCAAUUCACCUCCAGCGCAAGAUGUUCCUCAAGCCCGCAUUCCCUCCAAUGGAUCCAACCGCCGAUGAAGAAGAUCCCGACCUCAACGACGUCUACCAAACCCUCCUGUACCCUUCGCCAAUGCGUCUCAACCCUUGUCUGGACAUGACCGGCUGCGCAACAGCUACGGCUCAACUCUCUAAGCUGGUGAGCAGCACUCAGGUCGGCGCGUCUCGAGUCACCCAGCCACCAGGUCUUCAUGAGAUUGAAGUUCACAUCCAGCUGCGCAAGUGGAGCAAACAUGAACAGUCCAGCUCGUCCACCCAGCUUCAGUCCUGGCGUGGCACCCUUCUCUCGCAGCCGCCAAUCACCACGCUCAAAGUGCCAUGCGAGGUCAAGUUCGAUCCAUCGGUAGACCUUGAAUUUUGGCCAGAGAAGAGGGUGGCGACAGUCAGCAAUCCGGCAGGCUUGACUUUGGGCGACCUCGAUCAUGCUUGGCGGAGUGUCGACAAGGGUCAGGGAGAGUCGUUUGUCAGCUUCUCGGUUGUUGCGCCGCCAGAGCCGGAAUGGGUGCUGUGUGAGGUGGAUGAGGACUGCAGCGACUUCACGACGUGCUAUCUCGAGACGCCGGAUGAGGUGGGGAAUUGUCAGUGUGUGAGGGCUUUGAGAGCGGAGGAGUGA
Messenger RNA from Pseudocercospora fijiensis CIRAD86, 789 nucleotides. RefSeq lists its product as uncharacterized. The transcript has a single exon. NCBI's taxonomy places the organism in Eukaryota, Fungi, Ascomycota, Dothideomycetes, Mycosphaerellales, Mycosphaerellaceae. The record is from RefSeq and is a predicted model, not a curated record. The coding region runs from base 1 to 789 and encodes 262 amino acids. Gene Ontology annotation, molecular function: protein binding.